This is a messenger RNA of Rhinopithecus roxellana (golden snub-nosed monkey), 1275 nucleotides long. Its product is annotated as olfactory receptor 2T27. Gene Ontology annotation, biological process: G protein-coupled receptor signaling pathway. Lineage: Eukaryota; Metazoa; Chordata; Mammalia; Primates; Cercopithecidae. Gene Ontology annotation, molecular function: G protein-coupled receptor activity; olfactory receptor activity. The record is from RefSeq and is a predicted model, not a curated record. Gene Ontology annotation, cellular component: membrane. The transcript has 4 exons. Bases 1 to 1275 code for a protein of 424 amino acids.
AUGGUGGUCAGUGAACUACAGAAGGCAGCCCUGGUCAAGUCCGUGCUCCACUCCCACAGGGACCUGCUUCAGGCUCUGAGCCACAGCCUGGAGCCCAGGAAGGACAAGGAAGAAGAAAAAAAGUCAACAAGAGACCAAGACGCCCAUGGAGACUGUGGAUCAGGGCAAUUUGAGGACUCAGCUAUCAUGAAACUAUUGAAAUCAAGAGAACAACAGCCUGAGAAUGAGAACAUAGUGUCAGAAUUCCAGAAGAGCAAAGGUGCCAAGUCUGGAAUUCCUCAGGGCCAAGUUCGCUUUCCUCUCCACAGUGAGGCUCAGCAGGAGGCAGGCAGAAGGCCUUGGAACCACUCCUCCACCACUGGCUUUGUCCUCACUAGACUUUUCAAUGAGAGCCAGAUGCACCUGUUCCUCUUCAGCAUGGUGGUGUUGGUCUACAUCCUCACCAUGGGUGGCAAUGCCACCAUGGUCCUCCUGAUCUGGGCCGAUGCCCAGCUCCACAAGCCCAUGUACUUCCUCCUCAGCCAGCUGUCCUUCCUGGACAUCUUCUUUUCUUCAGUCACUGUCCCCAAGAUGAUAGUGGCCUUCCUCUUUGAUUGGACGAGCAUCUCUUUUGGGGGCUGUGGGGCACAAAUGUUUUUCUUCAUGUUCCUGGGAGCUGCAGAGUGUCUCCUGCUGGCCCUCAUGGCCUAUGACCGCUAUGUAGCCAUCUGCAACCCUCUGCGUUACCCAGUGCUUAUGAGCCGUCGCGUCUGCCUGCUCAUGGUUGUGAGCUCCUGGCUGGGAGGGUCCCUCAAUGCCUCCAUCCAGACCUCGCUAACCCUGCAGUUCCCCUUCUGUGGCUCACGAAAGGUUACCCACUUCUUCUGCGAAGUGCCUUCGCUGCUGAUGCUGGCCUGUGCAGACACAGAGGCCUAUGAGCAGGUGCUCUUUGUGACAGGUGUGGUGGUCCUCUUGGUCCCCAUUGCCUUCAUCACCACCUCCUAUGCCUUCAUUUUGGUGGCUGUGCUCCAGAUGCACUCUGUGGAGGGGCGUCAGAAGGCCCUGGCCACCUGUUCCUCCCACUUGACAGUAGUCAACCUCUUCUAUGGGCCCCUUGUCUACACCUACAUGUUACCUGCAUCCUACCACUCUCCUGGCCAGGAUGAUGUCGUAUCUGUCUUCUAUACUGUUCUCACACCCUUGCUCAACCCUGUCAUCUACAGCCUCAGAAACAAGGAAGUGACUGGGGCAAUGAAGAAGGUCAUAGGAAAGUGUGGUGUCCGUAGGAAUGCUUGA